Molecule: messenger RNA, 375 nt
Organism: Rotaria socialis
Lineage: Eukaryota; Metazoa; Rotifera; Eurotatoria; Philodinida; Philodinidae
Source: the annotation of a GenBank genome assembly
AUGAAUAUGCCAACGACAGGAAUCUCAAAGUUUUUGGAUAAAUUAAUACGACCGAUAUUUGAUAAACAUGCGCGUUCAACCACAUUUAUUGAUGGAGUUGAUUCGAUUCAUCGUUUAGAAGCAUACACAACAAAUGGGUAUCUCAAACCUAAAACUUAUUUGUGCACGUUUGAUAUUACAGAUUUAUAUACGAUGUUACCACAAGAAGAAUCACUUGAUAUUCUAAUUGAAUUUCUCCUUCAAUUAGAAUAUCAAAAGCUCCAAAAUAUUCCAUUUGAUAUAAUUCGAAAGUUAGCUCUUAUCGUCAUUAAAGAAAACGUUUUCGUUUAUGAGAAGAAAUUCUAUCGACAAGUCAUUGGUGGUGCGAUGGGCUGA